Molecule: messenger RNA, 2412 nt
Organism: Cyclopterus lumpus (lumpfish)
Lineage: Eukaryota; Metazoa; Chordata; Actinopteri; Perciformes; Cyclopteridae
Gene: gpat2
Product: glycerol-3-phosphate acyltransferase 2, mitochondrial
Exons: 22
Coding region: 1-2412 (803 amino acids)
Cellular component (GO): mitochondrial membrane
Source: RefSeq, a predicted model, not a curated record
AUGGUGCAUGAGAAGAAUGAUGGGAAAGACAAAGACGUGAUCCUUCCACUAAUCCAACAAAAUAGACCUGCUCUGUCAUGGGAAAUGAAGAUCAAGAAAAGGCUGAAAACGGUGCCUCCCUGUCUGGGCAAGUUCAGGCCGACUGUUGGCCAGUGCUGCCACCAGUGCACCCCAGACAGCCUGCGCAAGAAGCUUGGACAAACCUCCUCCCUUGGCUUUCGCAACCUGCUGAGCGUUGACGAGACACACACCAGGUAUCGCGGAUGGCUGGUGCGGAGGGUGUGUUGCGCGCUGUUCGUGAGUGGGUGCAAGGUUUACGCCAGCCCUGUUAGCAACAGACUGGAGAGAGUCUGCCAGAGCAAUAGGGUGAAGGAGGCGCUCACAGCAGCGCACAAAGCGCCCGAAGGGGGAGGCGGCCGAGGGCAGCUCAGCCACCUCUCACCACUCCUCCCCCUCAUUAACAUCUGCAUCUCCCCUGGCUUCUUAAGAUUCCUGAGCUGGGUGAUGCUGAAGAUGUUUUCCUCCCUGUUUUGCAGUGUUCAAGUUAACCUCAACCAUCUGCCGGCUUUGCACAGAGCCUCACAAGAGGGAUCUCUGCUGAUGUAUGUUUAUGUGCGUCAGAGCGCCGCGGACUGUGCUCUCAUCCCUCUGGUGCUCUUCUGUCACAACCUGAGAGUCCCAUACACUGUUUGUCCCCUCCACAUCACCAGCUCCUUCAUAAGAUCAGUUCUGCAGAAAGUCGGAGUGAUCCUCCUUCCGCCUUCUGCAGCGACUGAGCAGGAUGCUGAGAUGGACAGUCUAUAUUCACCCAUCAUGACCUCUCUGGUACAUGAACUGCUACAUGAGGGCCAGGCGAUAAGCGUCGGUGUGUCUGCGGAGUCUGGCCAAGGUGGCCGGUGGCUGGCUCACAUCACACAACUCAUCAAAGAGGGAUCUGUCCCCGAUGUCAGUCUGGUGCCUGUGGGCAUCUCCUACGACUGUGUGCCCGAGACCAACACACAGGUUGGCUUAAGCUCUGUGUUUCAGUGGAUGUGGUCUCUACUCUGGAGGAGACCGGAUGGAAGCGUGAGGGUCCACUUCGCUCAGCCCUUUUCUCUCAAGGAGAUGUGCGAGUCGGGGAGGUGCAGAGUAGAUAAAUGGCUCCCCCUACAGGACCUGUUGCUGCCUGUUAUCCUCAACAACAGGACCGACUGUGUGUUUGGGCGGAGGCGGAUGUCGUGGCUCCUGCCUUCUUCUCAUUAUGCGUCUGAACUCAACGAGCCACCUCAUCAUCCUGAGAGAGACCUCAGCAUCGCUGUCGUCCUCCACCUCAUCUUCUCUGCAGCCUCCUGCACAGCUGUGAUGUCCACCAGUCUGGUGUCAAGUCUUCUGCUGUACAGACACCGCAAGGGUGUGAGCGUCUCGGCCCUGUGUCGUGAUGUGGCCUGGCUCACGGAGGAGCUGCUGUUCAGGAACAAGGACGUGGGUUUCGGGGGAGUUUUGGAGGAGGUGGUCCGCUAUUCCCUCUCCCUGCUCGCCCCUCACCUCAUCGUAGCCGCAGUGCCGUCUCGGAGAGACCCUUCUAUUGUGCCCCGUCCUUCUCUUGCUGCCUCGCUUCACCUCGCCCUCCAGGCCCAGAUUGUCACACACACCUUUAUUUUGGAAGCUGUUGGCGCGUGUGCGGUGUCGGCCAUGCUGUGCGAGGUGGUCUGCAGUGGCGUCAGCAGCAGGGUGAGGAGCGACGGCGUGGAUGGAGAGCAGGUCAACGGGGACAUGGAGUUCAAUGUGGUGCUCUGCCAGUCCGAGCUGACGGAGAGAGCCCUGCAGCUCUGCCAUCUCCUGCCGCCAGGCUUCAUGCCACCCUGUCAGUCGUCCCAGAGUUUUGCUCUGGAUGCAGUUGACAGUCUGGUCCGCUGUGGCAUCCUGACCAUGGAAGAAAUUCCCAGAGACGUUCCCAUCUCUGACUUCUGGAAGAAGGAGGGCGCCCUGACCUGGACCACCUCUGACGACCCUUAUCACAGCGACUCCGACUGUGACAUGGAGGAGCAGGACCUGCGUUCCUACAAGAUAAGCCAGCCGAGUCAGUGUCCAGAGAUGCUCUUCUUCCUCAGCAGUAUGCUAGCUGGUCACAUGAGGGCGCUGUGCUGGGCGACCAGCUGUCUGGACCUCCUGCCCACUCCUCUGCCAGAGGCAGAGUUCGUGGCUCAGAUGCACUCCCAUCUGUGUGACGCAGCAGAUCAGAGGAAGCAGCACUACGAGAGCUGCUCGGAGGAGGCUGCCCACACUGCAGUUAGAUCGCUAAUAGACCUGGGGGUCCUUUCGGAGGAGCGCCGGAGAGGAGGAGGCGUCUUCCUGAGCGUCGGCUCUUUGUUCCAGUCGCCCGAAAACCGUCAGAAACUGCAGCGCUUCAUCUCUCAGUACCUCUUUAAUUAA